UGCAUGUAAGUACUUUACUUAAUAAUACAGAUUAUAAUUUAAUAUAAUUCCCAUUUAAAUGCGUAGAAGUACAUGUAUGAAGUUAAUGAUUGAAUUAAUUAUGUUUUUUUUGUUUAUGCUGUAUUUAUAAGAUAGCAUUGCCAUUGCACCGUAUUAUAUAUGCAACGUGAAACUUAACCAUAUUUACAAAUUUAAAAAAGAGCUCCUAUCUCUUUUUGUAUAAAUAGGGGUAAUUACACAGUAACCAUUGUUUUAGCCUUGUGAGUACUUAUGCGGUUUAUCUAGUUAAAAUAAAUCAAUGAAAUUGCAUCAGUUAUAUACGUUGAUUUCCGGAUUUACGAGCCCGCUGUCGGUUUCUCGAGUUAGUUGGCCUACUUCUUUGUUGUUCCUGACGCGGGACUGUUUGAGGCGGUAGGUAAGGCCUUGUCCAACGAUAUUACACUGUUGAAAUUUUGAUAUUGGGAUUAAUUCAGGCAAAAAAUAUCAUCGUAAAACACACAUGCGGAUCUUCCUAAAAAUGAGCAUUACCAACUAGAAAUAACUGUAAGUAGGCCUAGUUCAUAUUGGUCUAUAUUUAGAAAUAUGUCAUAGCUCAUACUUUUAUUUAAAAAAUUACAGACUCAGUAAAAUGGAAAAGAACGAACUCGAGGAAGCAACACAGACAACAAAACCUUUCAAGGUUUUUUCCAGAGACAGGGAGGCUAGGAAGGGCGUUGUUGCCUCUUCAUUUGAAGAUUUGAAAGAUGGUUGCAAAGAGAAGUUUGUACUGGAUUCAACUGCUAGGAUUACUUUUGUGCUGGAAGAAGAUGGCACAGAAAUUGACACAUCCUAUUUCAAAACGCUUCCGGCAAACACAAAACUCAUCCUACUUGUAGAUGAUGAUGUUUGGCAACCAGUUGCAGGUAGCUCUACAUCUUGCAGUGGUUCAAGCUCUGCAGACAGCACUCUUUCUGAUGCCACACCAAGGAUGAUGGCAUUAAUAGAAAAGAUGAAGCAAAGACAGGUUACUAAACCAUUACUGGGACAAAAGAAGAACCAAGGACCCAUUACGGUUGUGGCUGGGUGGCAACAUUACAGUUAUUCCAGAAGUUCAUACACUAUCAUGAAAAGUAGCAAGAACCACUUACAGAUAGGGCCGAGGCCAUUGAAAUUAGUACGAACAUUGGCGUAUGAAGAUGUCAUGGAAAAUCUUAAAAACACAUUUUUCCCCAGUGGAAAAAAUUUCACAGGGAAGAUAGCAAAAAUGGAGCAGAAGCUGGGAAAUGCUAAAGGUGAAACAAUUGCCGUUAGUGGCUUUACACUGGGGUCGUUUGUGGACUCACUACACUCCCAGAAGGCCCGGAUUUAUUUAUUGACCAAACCCAAGCUUCUCACAUAUGAGAUUGAAACGUCUAGUUCAGAUUCAGACUUUUCUUUGCCCGAUUUGGGGUUUGGGUACAUUGCCUCUUCCACUUGUACUACGACAGCGGCUGUUGGUGCCCCUAUAGCAACUGGAUCUCCUGCAGCUAUACAGAGCUCAAUGACAUUUGGCACCCCAUCACAAGCAUUGGGGGGAUCACCAUCAUCUGUGCAUGUACCGGUACCUUUAGCUGCAUCAUUCACGAAUACAAGUACUCCAACAACAUUGGGCACCCCAUCACAAGCAUCGGGGGGAUCACCAUCAUCUGUGCAUGUACCGGUACCUUUAGCUGCGUCAUUCACGGAUGCAGGUACUCCAACAGUAAGCUUACGGAUUCCAGACGGAGGUCCUAAAUGCUGCAUCUGUUAUGAAAGGCCCAAGUCAGCCUUUUUUAUGCCAUGUGGGCACACUGCCUGCAUGGUUUGUGGAGUGCAAUUGCAGUCAUCUGGGAGACCAUGCCAUCAGUGUAGAGCUAGGAUCAU
This is a messenger RNA of Pecten maximus, 1881 nucleotides long. RefSeq lists its product as uncharacterized. The transcript has 9 exons. Lineage: Eukaryota; Metazoa; Mollusca; Bivalvia; Pectinida; Pectinidae. The record is from RefSeq and is a predicted model, not a curated record. The annotation marks the transcript as partial. Gene Ontology annotation, biological process: apoptotic process; regulation of apoptotic process.